GUGAGUCAGAACCGCAGCCGCCGACGCGGACCCUACCGAGCAUCCAGCCCAGGGCAUGUACCGAGACUUCGGGGAACCGGGACCGAGCUCCGGGGCCGGCAGCGCGUACGGUCGCCCCGCGCAGCCCCCGCAAGCGCAGGCACAGACCGCCCAGCAGCAGUUCCACCUUGUGCCAAGCAUCAAUGCUGUGAGUGGCAGCCAGGAAUUGCAGUGGAUGGUGCAGCCUCAUUUCCUGGGACCUGGUGGCUAUCCCCGACCUCUGGCCUAUCCCCAGUACAGUCCCCCUCAGCCCCGACCAGGAGUCAUACGAGCCCUAGGGCCACCUCCAGGGGUGCGUCGCCGGCCCUGUGAGCAGCCCAGAGGAGGAAGAGCGUCGCAGGGUGAGGCGCGAAAGAAACAAGUUAGCUGCGGCUAAGUGCAGAAACCGGAGAAAGGAACUGACAGACUUCCUGCAGGCGGUGAGCAUCGGCUGGCACUGAGGGUUCCCGGGCCCUGGGCCCACGGGGCCUAACAGGGGCCUUGGUUCCCGGGAGCACGAGAAACUCCUCCACACCCCACCCUCCUCCCUGUUCAAAGGGAAGUCCUGGGAAAAGGAUAAGGAAACGUGGAUUAAAAAUUAUUUGCCGCCGCCGGUAGAUGAUGGCGCAUGCUUUUAAUCCCAGCACUCAAGGGGCAGAGGCAGGCGAAUCUUUGUGAGUUCGAGGCCAGCCUGGUCUACACAGCGAGUUCCAGAACAGCCAGGGCUGUUACACAGAAAAACCCUGUCUCAAAAAAAAAAAAAAAGAAAGAAAGAAAAGAAAAAAAUUAUUUGCCGUGGGCCUCAAAGCAGAGAUGUUGGUAGGCAAUUCUCCUAUGAUGCCCUGGGCCUGAUGGAGUCAUGCCCAUUUUCUCCCAGGGUCUCAUGGGAGUUGCAGUCCAGACUUGGUGGGGACUCCAGGCACAACCCCCACACUCCAGCCUGAGGCUUGGAGAUCUUUAGCCCUCCUAAAUUUCUCCUAAUCCUCUAAAGGAGACCGACAAAUUGGAGGAUGAGAAAUCCGGCCUGCAGCGAGAGAUUGAAGAGCUGCAGAAGCAGAAGGAGCGCCUUGAGCUGGUGCUGGAAGCCC
Peromyscus californicus insignis is the source of this 1106-nucleotide messenger RNA. RefSeq names its product fos-related antigen 1-like. The transcript has 3 exons. NCBI's taxonomy places the organism in Eukaryota, Metazoa, Chordata, Mammalia, Rodentia, Cricetidae. The record is from RefSeq and is a predicted model, not a curated record. The coding region runs from base 56 to 415 and encodes 119 amino acids.